UGUUACGCCCCCCACGCCGACGCCGCCGCCGCCGCCGCCGCCGUCGCCACCGCCGUUGUCCCACUUUCGCCGUCGGCCCCACUGAUUCCAUUGUGUAUUGUAGAAUCUCCCGGUGCCACGAGAGAAACGUUCUGUUGCACGCCCACCUGUGUUCCUCGGCGCCUUCGCAUCCCUUGUGAGCACCCCUGCUGCUGGUAUCGUACGAGAGGUUUCGAGAGGUCCUGGCGGAAACCAGUGGUAAGGACCCGGAAUAUCGUCUGCAGUGAGAGGGCUUCGCCUUUUCAUUCAGCGAGAUCACCUUCUGCAGCUCUGCCUUGGGUCCCAUUCGGUGACUGAUCAGCGUAACGGGUGCUCGCAGCGCUUUCACAUAAACAGAAUGGUAAGCUCCAGAAAGGUCCUCCAGACGGCCCUGCUGGUGCUGCGUGUCUUGCUGGUGCUCGUGCUGCUCGGCGUGCCUCCCGCCGCCGACUCCGCUGCCAACAAGGUCACCAUCUGUAUCAAGAACUGUGCCCAGUGCAAGCUGAUGUACCACGACCACUUCAAGGGUGGCCUCUGCGCCGAGUUCUGCCUCCAGGUGGAAGGGCGCUUCAUACCCGACUGCGCGAACCCACAGGACCUCAUCCCGUUCUUCCUGGAGAGAUUAGAGUGAUUGUCAGGGGCCGAGUCGCGCCUCCGCUUCAACCCUCAACCCGCCAACACGUCCUCCGCUUUUCCGUGCACUCCGCGGAUAAGAUCCUGGAUGGUGUUCGCUGAAAUUCGCUGACUCUCUUCGGCUGAAAAGAUUGGUGCGAGAUCACGUGGGGAGCUUCACUUCGACGCUCCCUCAAGAUUAUCGACGCCCAUGGUCUGUCGUGCAUGGCCUGUCGGUGUGGAUUUACUGUCAUCCGUUUUCCGUUGUGUAUAUAUUCACAGUCUGUUGACAAUUUACUCUUCUCAUUACAUUUACUACAGUCGUAGGAAUCAUGCUCGUGAUAUUCACAAAUCAUUCCAUUACUUCAACAAAUCAAAAAAGUUUAGAUAAUAGAUUGAAGAUAAAGCAAAAUCCAGAAAAAUAUAGAUGGUAAUUAUAUUUAAAUAGAUUGUAAAUACCUAUCUAUAAUUAUUAUAUAUUUUGAAUAAAUUUCUGAAAAUA
Messenger RNA from Penaeus indicus, 1132 nucleotides. RefSeq names its product eclosion hormone-like. NCBI's taxonomy places the organism in Eukaryota, Metazoa, Arthropoda, Malacostraca, Decapoda, Penaeidae. Gene Ontology annotation, molecular function: ecdysis-triggering hormone activity. The transcript has 3 exons. The coding region runs from base 377 to 649 and encodes 90 amino acids. Gene Ontology annotation, biological process: ecdysis, chitin-based cuticle; neuropeptide signaling pathway. The record is from RefSeq and is a predicted model, not a curated record.